AUGGGCGGCUUCGCCGUCGUGAAGAAGGCGCGGGACCUCUUCGAGGGCACGCGGAAGAGUAGCAUGCUCGCGCCGUGGCUCGGCUUCCUCAUGCUGUCGACGCUCGUCUACCUCGUCUUCAGCGACGGCGACUUUAGCUUCCUCCUCACCUACGCGUCGCUGACGCGCUGCUUCGGCAUCACGCUCCUCGUCGCGAAGAUGCAGACGAGCCAGUCCGCCGCGGGGCUGUCGGCGAAGACGCUGCACUGCUACGCCGUCGUCUUCGCGUCCCGCCUCGUGUCCAUCAUGCGCCACGAGGGCUACCUGCCCUACGACCGCUCCGGCGACUGGAUCUACCACUGCGUCGAGUUCGCGUCCUUCGGCGCGACGCUCGCCGCGCUCGGCCUCGUCCACGUCGUCCACGGGCGGUCCUACGAGGAGAACAACGACUCCUUCGGCGCGCUGCCGCCGUUGCCCGGGAGCCUGGGGGCGCUCGUCGUCAUCCUGCCGACGCUGCUCUUCGCGGCCUGCUUCCACCCGGGCCUGAACAAGGACUUCAUCAGCGACACGAGCUGGACCUACGCGAUGUAUCUGGAGUCGUUCGCGAUCCUGCCCCAGCUCUUCCUCUUCCAGAAGCAGUCCAAGGCCAACGCGACCGUGGACUACCUCAUCGGCCACUUCGUCGCGGCGCUGGGCUUCUCGCGCCUCGUCGAGAUGGGCUUCUGGAUGAACUCGUUCCACGAGCUCGCGGACCGCAACGGCAACCGCUACGUCGGCGUGUUGGUGCUCGCGACGCAGAUGGUCCACCUCGUCAUCAUGGGCGACUUCUUCUACUUCUACCUCCGCUCCGUCGGCCGCGGCAUGCCCAUCCAGCUCCCGACGGCCGCGGGCAUGGUCUAG
Messenger RNA from Aureococcus anophagefferens, 879 nucleotides. RefSeq lists its product as hypothetical. Gene Ontology annotation, cellular component: membrane. NCBI's taxonomy places the organism in Eukaryota, Pelagophyceae, Pelagomonadales, Pelagomonadaceae. The transcript has a single exon. Gene Ontology annotation, molecular function: ER lumen protein retrieval receptor activity. The record is from RefSeq and is a predicted model, not a curated record. The coding region runs from base 1 to 879 and encodes 292 amino acids. Gene Ontology annotation, biological process: protein retention in ER lumen.